This is a messenger RNA of Drosophila montana, 1096 nucleotides long. RefSeq lists its product as uncharacterized. The transcript has a single exon. The record is from RefSeq and is a predicted model, not a curated record. Bases 121 to 990 code for a protein of 289 amino acids. Lineage: Eukaryota; Metazoa; Arthropoda; Insecta; Diptera; Drosophilidae.
CAAUUUCAAUAAGGUUUUUACGAAAUAAAAAUUAUAAAAUUUACAUUGCAGUUAUUUACACAAGGCCCGAAGACAUUCAAUAUAUAAUCGGUUAUUUUUGUUUAAGUUAAUAUUGAAAUAAUGUCCUCUGCCACCAAAAUGGAUAAGGCCAUGCUUGUCGAGUUCAGCGCCUCUUACAUGUUUUACAUUGAGAAGCACAAGCUGUUGGAUAUCAUGAGUCGCCUCUUGGCGGAAGCGACAUUGCAGAACAUUGUGAACGUGCGUCGCUGGCUGGGCGAGAACAUACGGCACGUAGCCCAAGAGAUCUACACGAAGGCUAUGAAUGCAUUUCAUCUGGAUGUAGCUGGAGACUUCUAUCAGCUGCCGAAGAACUUCUUUCAUCGUAUUGUGCUGCAUGGACGAGCCGGCUCGGGCCGGCGCUCGCUGGCCCAUGUGCUGGCGCAGCGCUGGAAUCUGCUCAUAAUAGAUGCUAAUGUCCUAGCCUAUCAUCACAUCAAUGGAUCAGUGAGGAAUAAGAAUGAGAAACUGCUGAAUCAGGGCAUAGAACACUUUUCCGUUUAUGAAAUUUCGGAAGCCGUGGGCAACAUUUUACAGGAGCGUUUGCUCAAGGAGGAUGCACUGCAUCGUGGCUGGAUAUUGAUCAACUAUCCGCACAAUCGCUGCGAGGCACGCGAGCUCUUCGAGGGCUUCACCGUGCCGCCCAAUCGCCUGGUCUUCCUUCAGAUUGACGAGCAAAUGGCACGCAUGCGCCUGCUGAUGCGUACCUAUAGGCCCAGUCCGCAGGAUAACAUCACCUAUCUGGACUAUCAGAUGCAGCAGUACCGGAAGAGUGAACCCGCGUUAAAUGCCUAUCUCAGCCAUCGUCGCGAGGUUCUCUAUGUGGAUGCCACCGAGUGCUUCGAGACCGUCAAGUGCCGCAUUAUGUCGCAGCUGACCAAGACGCCCUAUGUCCUGGGCCAAAAGUACGGCGAGAAUAGUGCCCUCGACUGAAUGGCUCCGAUUACAAUCUCUAUUUCCACAUAAAUUAUUAAAUGUUACGCGCCACAAGCUCGCCUCGAAGACUGAACAAAAAAAAGCCGUGUUCCAUAAUUUUGUA